Molecule: messenger RNA, 4781 nt
Organism: Chelonia mydas (Green sea turtle)
Lineage: Eukaryota; Metazoa; Chordata; Testudines; Cheloniidae
Gene: SYT1
Product: synaptotagmin 1
Exons: 12
Coding region: 666-1940 (424 amino acids)
Biological process (GO): regulation of calcium ion-dependent exocytosis; cellular response to calcium ion; regulation of dopamine secretion
Cellular component (GO): axon; dense core granule; synaptic vesicle membrane
Molecular function (GO): syntaxin binding; clathrin binding; phosphatidylserine binding
Source: RefSeq, a predicted model, not a curated record
UCACUGGAGGGAUUCCUGGAGAAGCUGCAGUGUGGUGAUGCUCGGCAGGCUGCACAGCCCCCAGUGUCUCUCCUCCUCCUCCGCCCAGCCAGCAGCAGCAGCUGAAACUUAACACCCAACACAAAGCGAGCCCCACUAGAGCAGGGGGCUAUACAGACCUGCCGGUGGAUGUGGGAGGCUGCCACACACACCCACCCACCUUUUUGUAUUGCCGUCUCCUCCCAUGAGAGGCAGAGAGAGCGUGUGUGGUUCCUACUAGACAAGGAGGCGAGAGCACUGAAGGACAAACAGACUCCUCCUGCCCUGGUUGCCAGUGAAAAAGAAAAGGGAGCUUGAGCAGUGAAGAAUCUAGAACCUGACCGGUACAUAUGUCACUCAAGAUUUCCCUGUGAAUAGAAAACUGCAUUGAUGCCGAUCAUAUAAGAAACCUGGACUCCUGAACGAAGAAAAGAGUUGAUCACAGAAUCUGUAUUCUGAACAAUUGCAGCCCAUCUAUAUUUGUGGCCUUGCCUGUAGAGAGCUGCUGGACUGCAACAGAGAGCUCCUGCAGUGACAGAAGGGUGUCCAGGAACUGCUGUUCCUCACCAGUCAGACGGGGUAACCCCUGGUCCAGCUCCUCUAUUGCCAGUACAUCACAGGCAUCAGCUGUUUCCCUGGGAACGAAAAUGGUGAGUGAAAGUCGUCACGAGGCCCUGGCUGCACCACCAGCCACCACCAUUGCAGCUUCGCUGCCAAUUAAUGUCACAGAACCAGCCAGUCCUGGAGCAGGAGGUGGAAAAGAAGAUGCAUUUUCAAAGUUAAAGGAGAAGUUUAUGAAUGAACUGAAUAAAAUUCCAUUGCCACCUUGGGCCUUAAUAGCCAUAGCCAUAGUUGCAGUCCUAUUAAUCCUUACCUGCUGCUUUUGUCUCUGUAAGAAAUGCUUGUUCAAAAAGAAGAACAAGAAGAAGGGAAAGGAAAAGGGAGGGAAGAACGCUAUUAACAUGAAAGAUGUUAAAGAUUUAGGGAAGACCAUGAAAGACCAGGCCCUUAAGGAUGAUGAUGCUGAGACUGGACUGACUGAUGGGGAAGAUAAAGAAGAACCCAAAGAAGAGGAAAAACUAGGGAAAAUCCAAUAUUCUUUGGAUUAUGACUUCCAGAACAAUCAGCUUUUGGUAGGGAUUAUUCAGGCAGCUGAGCUCCCUGCUUUAGAUAUGGGUGGAACAUCUGAUCCCUAUGUGAAAGUUUUCCUGCUGCCUGAUAAGAAGAAGAAAUAUGAAACAAAAGUCCACAGAAAGACCCUUAACCCUGUCUUCAAUGAGCAAUUUACGUUCAAGGUGCCGUACUCCGAACUGGGUGGAAAAACCUUAGUGAUGGCAGUAUACGACUUUGAUCGUUUCUCCAAACAUGAUAUCAUUGGGGAAUAUAAGGUGGCCAUGAACACAGUGGACUUUGGUCAUGUGACUGAGGAGUGGCGGGAUUUGCAAAGUGCUGAGAAGGAAGAGCAAGAGAAGUUGGGUGAUAUCUGCUUUUCCCUCCGCUAUGUGCCUACUGCUGGCAAGCUGACUGUCGUCAUUCUAGAGGCAAAGAAUCUGAAGAAGAUGGACGUGGGUGGCUUAUCAGAUCCCUAUGUGAAAAUCCAUCUGAUGCAGAAUGGUAAGAGACUGAAGAAGAAAAAGACAACAAUUAAAAAGAACACUCUGAACCCCUACUACAAUGAAUCGUUCAGCUUUGAGGUACCCUUCGAGCAAAUCCAGAAAGUGCAAGUUGUUGUGACUGUUUUGGACUAUGACAAGAUUGGCAAGAAUGAUGCUAUCGGCAAAGUCUUUGUGGGCUACAACAGCACUGGUGCAGAGCUACGACACUGGUCAGACAUGCUGGCCAACCCAAGGCGACCCAUUGCACAGUGGCACACCUUACAGGUUGAGGAAGAGGUAGACGCCAUGCUUGCAGUCAAGAAGUAAACAAAAAACAAAAGAUGAAAAAGAAGCCUUUCUGCAUUUGCCCACAUAGUGCUCUUUAGCCAGUAUCUGUAAAUACCUCAGUAAUAUGGGUCCUUUCAUUUCCAGCCAUGCGUCCUAACACAGAUGAGUGGUACUUAAAAUCCUGUUUUGAUUUGCACAACGUUUAAUGUAGAGAGCCCUCCAAAGGCCUUUCAUUUCACCACUGCCCCCCAGAUCUACUCUUCUUUUAAGCAAUAUGAUGUGUAGAUAGAGCAUGACAGAAAUUAUUUAUUGUAUCACACAGGUGUAUAUACCAGUAUGCUGAGAAUUUAUUUCUAGUUUGUGUAUUUGUAUGUUGUAAACGUUUCCUAAUCUGUGUAUAUCUAGAUGUUUUUAAUAAGAUGUUCUAUUUUAAAUUAUGUAAAUUGACUGAGAUAUAGGAGAGCUGAUAAUAUAUUAUAGGGUAACUAUUGUAUCGUCUGCAUUCCAGCAAAAAUUCCAACUUGUAAGGCACUAGUAGUGUUACACUGACAUAUUAAAGGACAACUUAAAUCUGAGCUUUCAAGUGAACCAUUUAAAAUAACAAGAUAUGCCUACGCAGUACACCUUGGAGGGGUGAAUCCAAUUUUGUAGACUUCUUUGUCACAGGCAACUUAGCAUGAUCUGAGCAGCUCCAUGGCUGACCUCAAGGAAGCGUAGCCAAUAGAUCAUUUUUUCUGUAUAUAUUUAAAAAAACUGAAAUCAUGGCUUUACACUGACAAUUGAGGAAGCAGUUCCAUGGGAGAUAAUUUCACAUAACAACAACAUGGGGAAGACUAGGGGCGGGGGGUGGGGUGAGGGGAAUUUCAGCAGUAGUGAAUGCUGCAUCGAACCAUGAAAAGAAAAGGUAGCUCUCCAUUAUCACCUUUAUACAAAAUUAACAUACUGUGAAUUCCAGUUGUGAUUUCACGUUCUAGGAUUCUAAUGAGUUUGCACAUUAGACUUUGUAACAAAAUAUUUUAUUAUACUAACAGAUUAGAAGGGAAUGCAGAAUAUUUUUAAGCACAGCCGUGUAUGUUUAUUAUACAAGUUUCAUGGUGAACAGACAGUAUUGUAAUCCCAUCAAAAGAAGACAAAAAUUAGCCAUAGUUCUGAAUGCACUUCAAAGUAAGCCAAAAGAGAACAGCUAGUGACCUUUUUUAUAUACUGUUUAUACUUAAGUUUUAAUUUGUCCUUUAAAAACAAGUGAAACAAAACAAACAAGUUCAAGAAAACUGAAGCAACCUCUUAUGUAUACUAGAUGCUCGUUUCAGGAGGAGUUUUUAAAUGUUUUCAAUGUUAUUAUGUAGUAAAUGGCACUAUUAUAAAGCUAUUAGUCAUUCCAUAAGAGUCUUGAAAGACUGCUCUGUGUACCACUGUGACUGCCGUGUGUGCUUAGAAAUGUAGUUUUCUCAGUGGAUAGCAAUCAAUUUAUUCCGUAGUGAUCUUGUAAUAAUACUGCCAUUCCCUUCUACUGCACUGGCGAAGGAGUGCAUAGCACAAGCAGUUCUAGUUACUAUGGACCAAUUUAGAACUGACGCGCUAUGCGUAGGACAAGGAUGUUACAUAGAUUGGGACGACCACACAGCAUUUUGUCCAGCACUGUGCAAUAUUCCACAUUCCUCCCCCCCGCCCCCCCAGCCCCAUUGUAGACAGUUUCAUCUCAUGGCUAGACAGCAUAUGAUCUCAGAUUAUAGCAUUUCAUCCUGUCAUUUUGGGCAUUACAUUUUAUCUCACAUCUCAUCCUUUGAGACUCCUUAUUUUAAGGACUGUGAAUAUAUUUAUAAUGCUUUGAAGACUUAGUUCUUUUCAGUACCACUAAACACCAAAAAAUGGGGCACAAAUACACCUUUUGGAGGUGUGAUUUAAAAAAUAAAUAAAUAAAACUACAGCCUGAAAUUAUAUUAAACUAAACAGGGGUGUGAGCAAUGGAGUCCAUGCUGAAAAAUAAAUUCCCCAACCCCCUCCAGAUGUUAUUUAUGAGGGAUAAGGUGCAGCCCUACAGAAUUCAGCCCAUGUGUAGAAAACCAACCCAACCCUCAUUAAAUUGGGAAGCACAAAAUGGAUAUGAAUCAAACCGCUAUAGUCUCUCCCCACUCCAAAAUAUCGGAAUAGCAACACCAAUCAUUUUUAGAGUUGUUUCUUUUGACAUGAAACAUGGAAAAGGUACAACUGAGGCAUAUUUUGAGAUAACAUAUGUGAACGCAGGAAGUGUCAAGCUGGAAUAUUUUUUUAAAGGACCAAACCCCACCAGAGAAAGGAACUAGGUUGACAGAGUUGCAGCAAAGAACAGGUAUUCAGCUUCAUGAUAUCCAGCUUUAAGUUGUUCAUUCAAGAAAUUUGCGUGUUCAAAUUUGCAGGUUCAAACUGCCAGAACCGAUUCAGCGUGUUAAGGUAUUCUUAAUGCAUUCUCUUCCUAUACUGCCAGACUGAAUGUCACCAGAGAAUUGGUUUGUAAUGUACUAUGACUCUCAGAGACCGAACCUGCUAUAUGACCAAGAUGACAUUUUCAUCCUCAAAGAAGCCACAUGUACCUUUCUGACAAAGCUGUGUCAAGUAUUAGACUCUGAUGCUGUAGAAAGAUCCUAGUUGCCUUUGUGUAUAUUUACUGCCUGCUUGAGUGUUUCUACACGUGGGUUUUCUCUGUAUCUUGUAGAAAUGUUUGGGGUGUUUUAUCCUGCCAUAUUGCUCGUGACCCACGAGCUGACAACUUUAGCUGUAUUUUACCUUCAUUUUUGAUGAGGUGGUUUAUAUUUUGUUUCACUUUGUGUAGUAAAUCCCCCAGUAGAGCUGUCGUUAAAAUAGCAUACAUACAUAUUCAAUAAAAAUGUUUUAUUUCCUGUU